This is a messenger RNA of Gryllus bimaculatus (two-spotted cricket), 5738 nucleotides long. The record is from the annotation of a GenBank genome assembly. Lineage: Eukaryota; Metazoa; Arthropoda; Insecta; Orthoptera; Gryllidae.
AUGAAAGAUGAUACAUCUCUCUUGGCGCAAUUUUUCUAUGCAGACGAAGCCCUGAACCUUGUGGCUGCCGAACUGGACAGCUUUGAUGGAAGGAAGGAUCCAGAAAGAUGUUCAGCUCUAGUCAAUCACCUUCGACAGUGCCAAGAUAAGGUGCUGUCUAUAUGUAAUCGUAUAAUGGAUGAAUCGAUUCCCGGAGAGAGAGCAAAUAGAGACUUCAGGGUGAAAUUCCCUGAUGAUGUAAUGCAAGAAAAUUUGGCUGGACAAUUAUGGUUUGGUGCUGAGUGUUUGGCUGCUGGAUCCAGUAUCAUGAAUCGGGAAAGUGAAAGUGCUGCCAUGAGACCUUUGGCAAAAGCCCUUACAAAGGCUCUGGAGAAUGUCCGUAAUUUAUUAAGAGAACAAUGUUUACGGGGUUGUACCACUGUUGCUCCCAGUGAUCUAUUUGCAGAGAGGGUACAGGAAGCUUUGAAAAUAUUUGAUCGUCUUUUUGCUGAGUUUGAGCUCAGUUAUGUGAGUGCCAUGGUUCCAGUGAAGACUCCUCGAGAAUAUGAGUUGCAACAACUGGUUGUUGUUCUUUUCUCUGAGACUUUGCAAAGGGCACUAAAAAUGAAGCUUUUAACUCAAGAUAUGGUUGACGACUAUGACCCUGCUCUCAUGUUCACAAUUCCACGUUUAGCAAUUGUCAGUGGCCUUCUCAUCUUUCCCGAUGGACCACUGUGCUUGGAUAGACCACCUUCUGAUAUGUCAGAAAUGUUUAGACCUUUUCGGACUCUUCUGCACAAAAUUCGAGAGUUGUUAUGGACUUUAAAUAAAAAGGAACUUUACACUCUUGAAAAAUUACUUUGCUCAUCUGAAGAACUAGAUUAUUCAUGUACUAAUGGAAAAGAAUUAAUUGAAUCAAAUUCAGUUUCCAAAGAGAUGGAAAACAAUCUUCCAGCAUCAUACCCAACAGUUCCUGAUUUGGAUGAUUUUGUGACACGCUUUUAUAUUGAUUAUCCUAGUUGUAAGCAAUUUGUAACAGACUUCUAUGCUAUGACAGCAGACAAAGAAAAGCUACAAGAGUGUAAUCACCUGGAGAAAGAGCCAUCAGUGUCAUGGGAGAACACAGAAGAUAGUGAAGAUGAAACAGAAUGGGUUGGUGAGACCUCUGAGUGUGAAACUUUAGUAACAGAAAUUUUGAAUACUGAAGAAGGGACAGUCCCAAGUACUGAACAUGAUGGAAGUUUAAGUGAUAAUGAUGGUACUUCUGUACCAAAUUUAAGGAAUAGUGCUACUUUUAAUAUGAAUAUACAGAUUAAUUCAAGUAUUCAUCCUACUGUUGAAAGUGGUUCCCACUCCUCUGAUAGUACAUGUAAUGAACCUUCCAUUUUAGGUACUGCUUUGGGUCAUGCUGAUAAUGGAUCACAAAUGCAUAUUGUAAGCACAUUACCAUUUCCAUCUUCAACUCUCAUUGCUUCUGACUUUUCAAUGUCAGAUGAAGAUAGAUUUCCUAUGAAUACUGAAGUUUAUUCAGAAGACAAUGGGCAAUGUUCACAUAGUUCUGAUACUUUCAACAACCAUUUAGACAGCAACCAAGAUUUCAGUCGAGGAUUCCUAAUGGCCAAUCAAGUUGAACAUGAUAUGAUGUUGACCACUUCUGGAUCUCAAUCAGCAAUUACUAGCAGAAUUCCUCGGCAGCCUCCUCCUGAUGAAGGCACCCAAGAGGCGAUUUGUGUGGCUACUGCUACCCUAUCAACUUUACUCCUGAGUCACGGCAGUGAUUCUUCUGUUAGUAGUCCAGUUCAUCAACGACCUGAAGUUGAAGAAGAUGCCAAUACACAAUCGCCAAUUGAUUCAGGAGUAGGCACCGUCAUUAGUUGCAGUGACACUGGCAGUUUUUCUGACCGUUCUCCUGAGGCACCUCAAAUUGAGUCUUGCGAAAACAGAGGUGGUCUGUUCAAAACCAGCCCUGAACAUCAUUGUAUUUGUAAAGACAGUUCUCCUGCAACUAUUGUUGAACAUGAUGAACAAAAUUCUCCUGUUGAUAAUACUCUUGUGCAUCCUCCUCAAGAUUCUAGACAAAGCCAGGGUUAUGAAUCAGAAUCUCAUGAUUUUUCCUUUUCCUCUACAGGUCUACAAAACCAAAGCGAAAUUUUGAGUAAUUCAGUCUGUGAUAAAAACUCAAUUAGUCAUAAUAGAAAUAAUUGUGGUAUUAGUGUGUGUUCAGUGUCUCAACAUUGCAGUCACCAAAUUUCUCAUUCAGUUAAUUCUAGAAAACGCGAUUCAAAUGUUUGUGAACAAAGUGUACCACAAGAUCUUUGUGAAGUGAAUGUAGUAAAUGACUUUUCUGAUUGUGUAAAUAGUGUGUUUAAUAAUGAAUUAUGUGAUAGAAAAAUUAGGACUGAAGAAUAUUUGGAAAGAAAUGUUCCUACUAAUGACAUGGUCCAAGGUGUGGAUGAAAGCAUGAGGGUGAAUACUGGACAUGUUUUACCUACAGUGUGUGUAUCAAGUGAUGAAAAAGAAAAGUUGGAAGGAGCAAGUAGUAGCAAUGCCAAUGAAACUGUUUUAUCUCUGAGAUAUUUGCCGAGGCGUUCUAGUCCUCAUGGCAAAUCUGUAAGUCCUCAGUUCAGAAAGAAAUUUGGUAUUGAAACAAGUGACAGGAAACAGGUGCCUUGUCCAGCAACUGCUGGAGCUGUUCCAGGGAAUACAAGCAGGGGGCUGGAGCCACCAGUGGUAGGUAGCUAUUCGUCCUCUUGCUCCAGUUGUCGCAGUUCUGCCACAGCAUCCUCAGACAGCUGUAGUAUGAGCAGUGAUACCUCUUCUUUUAAUUCUGAAUGUCAAGAUGACGAAGAAAUUGCUUUAGCUAUGCAAGCUGCAGAAAUUGCUAAUCGAAAUGAAGCUCGUGCCAAGUUCAGGUCUAGUGAAGAUCUUGUGCAUCGUUUGUUUGUUUGCAUUGCGGGUGUAGCUGAUCAACUUCAGACAAAUUUCGCUGGGGAUCUGCGGAAUAUUUUGAAGUGUGUGUUCCUCAUGAGUGCUGUAAGCAACGGCAGCAGCUCUAGUCUUGAAAAUGAUUCUGAAGAGCAAGUUCUAGAUCAGGAUACAUCGUCAACAAAUGAUCUAGAUUCAAGUCGUGUUGAAAAUGCCGAGGAAGCGUGGGAAGCACCAUUGAGUCCUAGUGACUUAGAAUCACCACCUCCGUGGGUACCUGAUGGUGAAGCUCCUCGUUGUAUGUCCUGUGAAGCAGUGUUUACAGUUGUGCGACGACGACAUCACUGUCGGAAUUGUGGGAAGGUAUUCUGUGCACGAUGCAGUUCCAAUUCUGUGCCACUGCCUCGUUAUGGCCAUGUUAAACCUGUCAGAGUAUGUAAUCGAUGCUUCCUGUACCAAGUGACUCCUUUUACUGUGGAGGAUAUGACAACAACACGUUCUUAGUGUACAAGAGGUUCCUAGGUAUUUUCAAAUGAAGUCCAGUCAAUUAGUUUCUGCAGGUCUGAUCCUGGCUGUAGUGGCUAAUUAUUGUAUGUAUUCAGUGUGCAAAUUUGCCUUGUAAAUUGGAUUACAGGCUUACAAAGUAGUGGUGGGCAUAAUUUAAUUACUGAACGAAGGUAUUUUUAUCUGAUUUAUAGGUGCUUGCCAAAUUUCUUCUUGUUUAGUUUUUGACCCUCAGUAAUUGCAAUUCAUAUGAAAAUUUGAUAAAAACAAUAUUUUAAUACAAGUGUUUAACUUUUUUAUUAUUUUUAAUGAAUUAUUUUGGCUAUUGUGUGUCAAGAUGAGAACUGUAUAGUUUGUAGAAAUUACUUACACAUGUUAAGAAAAUUAUAUAUUUUUGAAAGUUCUAUGAACUUCUUUGUAACAAACACUUAAUUUUUCUAAAGUUUGAAAUUUGAUAUCAUUGCGGUCUAGAUUCUUUAAAAAAAUAACAAUCAUGUUUUCAAGCAGUUUCUUAUUCUUCAUCUACAUAUGUAUUUUUUAUUUUUCAUUUAUAAAUUGUUAACAGAAUAAUGCCACCACUAUUUUGUAUUAAAAAUGUGGUUGUGAAUUUUUGCCGUGUUUUUUGUGCAAUAGCAGCUGGUUGUUUUUAUAUCUUGAGGGUUAAAGAACCACAGGUUUAUUAUUCUGACUAUUAGUCUGACCUUGUGUAAAAUAAUAUUUGUAUGUUUUAUGAAAUUUUUAUUUUAUGUAUGAUUUGUGAACACUGUAAAAUAUUCUACUAUAUAAAGAACAUUCUAGAAACUUUGUGGGGUUGAAACGUUACUUAGCAAGUCUUGUUCUUGUUCUAGUUGAUAAUAAUAUGCAAAGAUGCAUUGUAAAAUUUAUAAUGAAAUUUCACUGAUAAUGUAUAUAGGUUAAUGUGGUGUCUAAUCCACACAAAUGAUAAGAGAUGAGAUCAUAUGCAAUUACUUAUUAAGUUUUUUUUAUUUUAUAUUAAUUGUAAGAGAAAAUAUAUGAAAUGAACCUGCAUGGUUUCCACAUUGUGAAUACUUAUGAAUAUUUUCAGUCUAUACAUGCUGUAAUUAAAAAUGCUUGUUAUUGUGACCAUUUUUAACGGGUAUCUUAAUAACAAGAUCUGCUUUAAGAUCUGAAAAAACAUUUACUUGCAUUUACUGAUAAAUGAUAUGCUUACUUUUUCUUUAUACACUCAUUGCAUGAUUAUUGCUUUUGAAAGUAGAUGUAGCUCCUUAUCUUUUGCAUUUUGUAUUCUUUUCAUUGUAUCUGUGUGAGUAUGUUUGCUUGGUAUUGGACUAAAUUUAGGGAAAGGACUACUACUAUCUACUUUUCUUUAAUUUCCUUUUAUAAAAACAACAUUCAAGGUUACAAUAACUUUCCAGAACUGAUAAAUAAUUGUCCAUGCUCUUUAUUUGUGCCUUAUCGUAUCCCUGGAGCUCACACGCUGCAAUGAUACAAACUGGCUCACUUACUAAUUAUAGUGCUAGAUUAAAUGAUUUGAAUUAUUAAAUUCUUGUGUGUACUCUGAGGAAGUGUUUUGGAUAUGCAUAAUUGUGAGAAGCACACAGCUAGUCAGUGGUGUAUAAUGCAAAGUGAACAUUUUGGAUUAUAGCAAUAAAGCUUACGGAAUGUAGUUACAUUUAAAAUUACACAUCACUAUUGUGGUUUUAUAAACAUCCCAAAUAUAGUUUGUUUUACAAUAUUAUAUGAAUAACUUAUUUAAUAGGGAGGUUUCAAGAAAAUGUGUUAUGUAAACGUAACUUAAGUUACAACGAGAAACUAUUUUGUUUCAAAUGCAUUGUGUUAUUGGGUCUCAAGCGAAACGUUGUAAUAAAUAUUACAUUUAUACAUUGCCUUCCAUGCACCAAUUUUUGUUCAUUAUUUAAGGUUUUGUUGAUUAUGCUUUGUUAUGUAUUAGCAGGCAAACAUUCCUGUUUUAUGCACGCAAUCUUCUUUGCAGACAUGAAAAGAAAUAUGUUUAUUUGUUGUUUCUCUGAACAUCUUGGAGCUUGUCUUAGGUAAUAAUCAGUUUUUGUUUUGUGUAUAUAAUUUGACCAGUUUGAGACUUUUUUGAUGAAGAAAAUUCCAUGUUUUCAGCACAUCUCUAUGUUGUUCAAAGAAAGACCAUAGUAACUGUGUGGGAUUUGAGGUGACAAGUCACAUUUUGUUGCUGUUUUAAUUUUCUUUGAUAAUAUAUUUUGUUUUAUGUAUUUACUUUUAAGAUGAGGAUAUUUUGUAAACUUUACACUGAUAGGGUUAUUAAGUGUGUAAAAAUAAAGGGAUGAACUUAAUGGAAAUAAACAAGCAAAUGUGAU